UUAGGGUUUGGGUUUGGGAAACGGCUCGGUUGCGCCUCCUUCUUCCGCUGCAUCGCCGCUCGCUACUCGGUACUCGCUGCUCGCUGCAUUAGGAGGAGAAAAUGGCAGAUACGAAGGCUGUUACUAUUCGAACCCGGAAAUUCAUGACCAAUCGCCUCCUUUCCAGGAAGCAAUUCGUCAUCGACGUUCUUCAUCCUGGGAGAGCAAAUGUCUCCAAGGCGGAAUUGAAGGAGAAGUUGGCGAAGCUGUAUGAGGUGAACGAUACCAACACGAUCUUUGUGUUCAAGUUCCGGACGCACUUUGGAGGAGGGAAAUCGACGGGAUUCGGUUUGAUCUACGACACCGUAGAGAACGCCAAGAAGUAUGAGCCCAAGUAUCGGCUUAUUAGGAAUGGACUUGCAACAAAAGUAGAGAAAUCAAGGAAACAGAUGAAGGAAAGGAAGAACAGGGCGAAGAAAGUCCGUGGUGUUAAGAAGACAAAGGCUGGAGAUGCUGCUAAGGCUGGGAAGAAGAAAUAAGUCAAACAGCAAGUGUUGCUACCGUACUCUACUGUUCAUCAUAGACGUUCUUGGUCACCUAAUCCACAUUUUCUGAGUUGUCUCAGAAGGAUGAUUUUGUAUUUGGUUGAGUUCAGUUUCAAGACAUUUUCUGCUGUUCUGAUCUUAGUUAUUCAUCAAUUAUGAUGUCUUGUUUGAUUUGUCA
Molecule: messenger RNA, 702 nt
Organism: Musa acuminata AAA Group (dessert banana)
Lineage: Eukaryota; Viridiplantae; Streptophyta; Magnoliopsida; Zingiberales; Musaceae
Product: small ribosomal subunit protein eS24z-like
Exons: 5
Coding region: 102-518 (138 amino acids)
Biological process (GO): translation
Cellular component (GO): ribosome
Molecular function (GO): structural constituent of ribosome
Source: RefSeq, a predicted model, not a curated record